Molecule: messenger RNA, 2171 nt
Organism: Bufo bufo (common toad)
Lineage: Eukaryota; Metazoa; Chordata; Amphibia; Anura; Bufonidae
Product: TLC domain-containing protein 4-A-like
Exons: 7
Coding region: 441-1238 (265 amino acids)
Biological process (GO): lipid homeostasis
Cellular component (GO): membrane; endoplasmic reticulum
Source: RefSeq, a predicted model, not a curated record
CUUGCUUUUUCUGGCUGUGAUCAAUCAGUGUACAUAGGUCAGGCUGGAGGUGGAUCAGAUAGUAGAAGUUACGGCUGAAAGUACAGCACGGCCACGUGUACAUGAUCAGUCGGUUAACGUCGCAGCUAAAGAUCCAUCAAUCACUGUUCUGUUACUUUGACCUCCUGCAUGUGCCUGCUCUGACACCAGCAGCUAUAUACAUUCUGAUAACCUCAAAGAUGUGAAUUGUCAUCCAUUUUAGCCUUUCAGGCCUGUGGAGCACCUUCUAGAAUCACUGGCAUUUCUUACAUAGACCCAGCAACUUCUUACCAGCUCCAGAUCAUAAUUUCCUGGAAUUUCCUACCAUAGGACUACACAGAAGAAUUGUUGAAUUUACCUCCACUGACAACUAGAACAAUUCCUUCUUCACUAUGUGCAGAUGACUCCACUAUUCUGUCCUUAUGGUGACUGGAGCAAAGAUGGAGGACAAUGUACUCAUGUGUUACUGUGUAGUUGCUGGUAGUUUCUUGUUUUUCCAGCUUCUCUUUUCGGUCGUCAGUCCUAGAAUAUCGGCAAAAGUGUCUAACAUCUACAAAAAGCUCAGCCAUGGAAAGCAAUGUGAAUGGGACUCCAGGAUUGUUUCAACGGUGCACGCACUGAUUGUAGGAUCUUUCUGCCUCUAUAUUUUGGUGUAUGAUGAUGCAGUGAAUGCAGACCCCAUAUGGGGCGACCCAUUUCAGGUGAAAAUGAAUGUUGCCAUCACCUGUGGUUACCUCGUCUAUGACCUGCUGCUUUUUGCCCGUUUCUGGAAGGAAAUGAGAGACCCUUAUAUGGUCUGCCACCAUUUUGCAGUGAUCUACGCGUAUGGAUACGUGCUGAAUCGCGGCGUGCUGCCAUAUUUUGCUAAUUUUCGGUUGAUAUCCGAACUGUCAACACCAUUCGUGAAUCAGAGGUGGUUUUUUGAUGCAGUUAACAUACCACGAUCCUCUACACCUGUCUUGCUGAAUGGGUUAGCUAUGGCUGUUGUCUUCUUCAUUGUACGAAUUGCUGUGAUACCAAGCUACUACUCUCAAGUCUUUGCCACAUUUGGCACAGAGGGUUAUAUCCGUCUAGGCAUUGGGCCACAGGUAGCAUGGAUUGUGUCCUGCGUGAUCUUGGACAUCCUCAAUGUGUUCUGGAUGUAUAAAAUUUUAUGUGGAUUUUAUCGGGUUGUAAAAUCCAGACGUGGAGGAAAACCUACAAGGAACCAUGCUGAUUGAAUCCAUGGGAACUACCAUAUUGUUCGAUCCACAUACGAUGGGGUGGCCACAUCCAAGAAGAAAACUGAUGUAUGGUAGCACCUCACAGUGGACCAUACCAAACGUGGACCAUAACACACAAAGACGGUUGUUGAUGUAACCUAUUAUUGUCCUUCUAAAAGUCUUAUUAUCGAGAGGAGGAUAUUUUACUUUCUAGUAAAUUUCCUGGAAAAACUAGGACACGAGAUCUAUAUAAGCCAACCCUAUGUCUCUAUGAUUGUGAAACAUUACUAUUUGGGUAAAUAAUGCUAUAAUAUCUACAACUGGGGGAGUAUGUAGAUUCCAAAACAUUUUUAAAUAGGUGUUAUGCCAAGAGAAGAAAACACUGCCAUUUAUAGAAGCUCAUCCCAAUAAUUCUUUAGCUUUUAAAGGGAUUGUCUACUUUUAUUUUUGCUAGUAGAGUUUUUGCAAGAUAAGCUAAUCACAGGUUCUCCCGCUGCUCAAUCCCUCAGCGAUCAGCCGUGAUCUUUGAGGGAACUCGACUGCAAGUGUUGAUUUCCCCUGCAGCGCCACCACAGGAGAAGUAAAGCAUUACAUAGAGCCCAAUGAAAUCAGUGUAAUGCAUGGACCUAGAGGGUCCUCCAGAGGAGAGAUGCUCUUUGAUUAGAGGACCCCUUUCCAAAACCGUAUUGAUGAAUUCCAAAUGAGCCCUCUAUUCCACAAAAAGUCCAUUCUGAUACCCUGAGAAUCCAUUCCAAGGGCCCUCAUCUAGAGUCUUUUUGCCAAAUCAGAACUCAGGACUAGGGUAUGCCUGCAACCUCUAUGCACAAGAGGUUGCAAUGGUUUAAGCCCCGAGCCACAACCGUAUUUUUGGUACACAUUUUUUGCGGCUUUCAUUUCAAUGGGGCUGCAAAAGAUGCGGGCAGCACAUCGUAUGUCCGUUCCACUGGCCUG